Panicum virgatum (switchgrass) is the source of this 868-nucleotide messenger RNA. RefSeq names its product RNA polymerase II transcriptional coactivator SUB1-like. Gene Ontology annotation, cellular component: transcription regulator complex; nucleus. NCBI's taxonomy places the organism in Eukaryota, Viridiplantae, Streptophyta, Magnoliopsida, Poales, Poaceae. Gene Ontology annotation, molecular function: transcription coactivator activity; DNA binding. The transcript has 5 exons. Gene Ontology annotation, biological process: positive regulation of transcription initiation by RNA polymerase II. The record is from RefSeq and is a predicted model, not a curated record. The coding region runs from base 1 to 540 and encodes 179 amino acids.
AUGAGGGUUAACAUAAAAACUUUGGUUGAAACAUUUUCUGUGAAACAUGAUGCACACGCAUCACAAUCCCCCUUUUUUUUCUGCCACAUCCAUUUGCGCUGGGCCCACACCUUUGGUUGCUUCAUCCACUUCCAGGCUUCCAGCGGGCCCCCACCCCAGUCCACCUCUCGGCCCCCUCGAAGACGCGGCACCUGGAAGGCUGGAAUCGGAAACCGGUUCGAACGCUCGCGAAAAUCACAAAUCAAGAAGCGCUUCGGCGGCGGAGGCGGGGGCGAGCCGGCGGCCAAGCGCCAGGCCGCCGGGGACGAGGGGCCCUCUGAAUCCGCCGAAGACGGCACCGUCGUGGCCGAGAUAUCGAAGAACAAGAAGGUGUCCGUGAGGAGCUGGAAGGGCAAGGUCUACGUCGACAUGCGCGAGUUCUACGUCAAGGACGGCAAGACCCUCCCUACCCGCAAAGGUAUAUCACUACAACUGGAUCAGUGGAAGAUACUGAGGGACAAUAUUAAAGCUAUAGAUGAGGCCAUCAAGGAAAAUGCAUGACAGGAGCCUUGAGCUGGAUCAGAUAGGGGCAACCUUUUGCGUACUCUUCAGACCCCUGAUGUACGCUAGUAGGCCCCCAGGAUCAUAGGGGCAAUCUUUUGCGUAUUCUCUUCAGACCCCUGAUGUACGCUAGUAGGCCCUCAGGCUGGUUUUUUUGUUGCCACCCAUCCCCUAUGCUGCAGUGUUGCGCUUGUACCGCUUUAUCACCUGUUGUUAUUUCAGGUGGCCACAUGGCAGCUAUGUAGUCUGUGCUCUGGGCAUCCAGAUGACAUGUAGCCCUAAUGAAUGAUUUAGGGGGUGUUUAGAAACAGGGACUUUUUAGUAUUUA